AUGGAAAACACCACGUCAGCUUCUAACGCAAAUAAUAAUGAUGAAGAGGAGUUAAGAGUGCUCGAGUUUUAUAGUGGAAUUGGUGGUAUGCAUUAUGGGUUAAAGGAAUCAGGAGUAAAAUUUGAGGUUGUUCAAUCAUUCGAUAUUAAUACAAAUGCAAUUUUAAACUAUAAAUAUACAUUUAAUGAAAAUACAAGCCAAAAAAAUAUCGAAUCAUUAACUGUCGAAGAAAUUGAUAACUUUAAAUCAAAUGCAUGGCUAAUGUCACCACCAUGCCAACCAUUUACAAGAAGUGGACUACAAAAAGACGAUUUAGAUAAUAGAACCAAUAGUUUUUUUCAUCUUUUGGAUGUUAUUGGUAAAUUAAAGUCACCACCUAAAUACAUUUUAAUAGAGAAUGUUUUUGGAUUUGAAAAAUCAAAUACCAGAACAGAAUUGGUCAAAGUUUUAAAGCAAUUACAUUAUAGUUUUCAAGAAUUUCAUUUAACACCUCAACAAUUUGAUUUACCAAAUCAAAGAUUAAGAUAUUUUUGUAUUGCAAAAUUAAAUUCAAUUUUUAAUUUUCAAGAAAUCGAAGAAACAAUAAUAGAUAAAAAAGAUGAAAAUGUAAAUAAUAUUAAUAAUGAAAAUAAUGAAAAUAAUAAUAAUAAUGAUAAUAAUGAUAAUAAUGAUAAAUAUAAAAUUUUAAAUUAUAUACCUGGAUAUAAUCAUUCAACACUGGAAGAUUGCGAACCAUUGUCAAACUAUUUAGAUACUGAUAAAACAGAUGAUGAAAUCUAUCAACAACAUAAAGUACCCGAAAAAUUAUUACUUUCAAAAGGAAUGCUUUUUGAUAUCAAGCAAAAAGAAAGUAAAACUUGUAACUGUUUCACAAAAUCAUAUGGUAAGUUUGUUGAGGGAACAGGCAGUAUUAUUCAAAUUGAUAAUGAAUUCAAAGCCGAUGAAACAAAUCCCAAAUCAUUGAUACCAAUGAAACUUCGUUAUUUUACACCAAAAGAAAUCACAAGAUUACAUGGUUUUCCCGAAGAAUUUAAAUUCUCACCACAACUAAAAACGAUUCAAUGUUACAGAUUAAUCGGUAAUAGUUUAAAUGUCAAAAUAAUUUCCGAAUUAGUAAAAUUAUUAGUUUCAAAAUAA
Messenger RNA from Dictyostelium purpureum, 1137 nucleotides. RefSeq lists its product as uncharacterized. Gene Ontology annotation, molecular function: methyltransferase activity. The transcript is spliced from 3 exons. Bases 1 to 1137 code for a protein of 378 amino acids. The record is from RefSeq and is a predicted model, not a curated record. Lineage: Eukaryota; Evosea; Eumycetozoa; Dictyosteliales; Dictyosteliaceae.